UUUAAUCCUCUUUAUUGCUAGAUCCUGGUAUCAUCGGAUGAUGAAGGAUUAUACCGGCACUCUUUUCGGACUUCGGUCAUUGCACGGUUCGACAGCGUGCAAUCAAGACCGUUGCUUCUUUUCUCAGAGUGUAGAAAAUUCAACCUCCGUAUUCUGACCGAAACGACAGAAGAUUACUCCACAAAAUUCCUCUGCGUCUGCAGUCACACUGCAACAGCGGCCAUGGACACAGGACAUCUCGUCUACAGCGGCAUCGGGCCGGCCGAGAGGUUUAGCUUCGAAGAGGACUUCGAUGCUGUCUCCUGCACCGACGUCCUGAAGGAGUACCGCGUCUGGAUCAUCCCCAUCUCCAUCGUGUACGUCCUCCUCGUCUUCGCCGGGCGAAGGUGGAUGCAAGACCGCCCGGCGUACCGUCUGAAGGGCCCGCUGAUCCUCUGGAACAUCCUGUUGGGCGGCUUCAGUCUCAUCGGAGCCUGGAGAAUCGUCCCCGUCUUCUCGAAGGCUCUCUUUUACAACGGGUGGCACUCCACCGUCUGCGACAACGUCUACUACCACAAGGAUUUCCUCGGCAUCUGGGGUCUGCUCUUCACCCUCUCCAAGAUCCCUGAGCUCGGAGACACUCUCUUCAUCGUCCUCCGGAAGCAGAAGUUAAUUUUCCUGCACUGGUACCACCACGCCACCGUGCCGCUCUUCGUCUUCGCCGUCUACAGUGAGCUGGGCGCCCCUGGAGUCUGGUUCACCGCGAUGAACUACUUCGUCCACGGCCUCAUGUACCCGUACUACGGCAUCCGUGCAGUCGGCUUCCGCCUCCCCAAAGUCGUUGCCAUGGCAAUUACCUCUCUCCAGAUCUUCCAGAUGAUCAUGGGUAAUAUUCUGGUCGGUUACGCGGCCGUCAUGCGCCUUAGCGGGGUGACGUGCCAAAUCGAUCAACGGCAGCUAACGCUCGCUGUCAUUCUAUACUUCAGCUACCUGUUGCUUUUCGGGAACUUUUUCUACACGUCGUACUUCGGUAGUAAACGCGCAGCUCCUAAACCGGUUAAGGCUGAUAGUAAGCCCGAUAACCAGGCGAACGGGUUCAGUAACCACGUCACCAAUGGUCACGUGACUAACGUGGACAACGAUCAAGAUAUCCGUCAGAGGGACUUGACCAGGUUUAGUAGUCCGCGUUAAACAGGUUUAAAAUGUUAAAGCAACAGCUUUUCUCCCAGUUUUAGCAUAAUAGUCUUUAAUGAUGCUUUCACUCGUUUCUAGGCCUACAAUGAAGUCGAAAUGGCUAUUUGCAUUCGUUCAUUCCAGCUUGUGUCUCAUGUUAUACAUGUGAUUAUUUUGCCAAUCCGUUUGUGUCAAUAAUAUUGUUUCAAUGUUUUAUAAAAUUUACUUUUUUUGAAAAUGUUAAACCUAUAGGUUGUAUUUAUGUCCAGACAGGCAUGCUCAGCGUUAGUAUUCGCUACUAUUUUCAGUUGAGAACUUUGCCUUAAUUUAAUUGAAAUAUUUUAUUUUAAUACAUUUAAUUGAAUUGAACUAAAAAAAAAGACCAAACUGUUACAACGACCAGUACUAAAAAAAUAAGGACACGUUGACCCAUCAAAGAGUGUUCGGUGUACUGAAAUUUAUGAUUAUUGUUCAUUUUUGAUGUAGAAAUUUACAACGCCAAUUGCAAUUUGGAAGCUGAUAACUUAGAUAAUGAUUUUGAAGUUUUUAAUGUUACUUGAAAACGGAACAAAGGAUUCACCAUGUUUGCCUCUUACAUUUUUUUUUCGUUUUUCAUAAAUUUCGUUUUUGUAUUCGUUUUAUACAAGAGAGAAAUUUGGGUGCUAAUUAAGGUGUGUUAAAUUGGAAGAAAGGCUGACAUUAAUAGUAAGGAGACAGAAUACAGAGACAAGCAUAAUUAUUUUAUGCAAUUUUGUUUUUGUGAGAAGCAUUUUUUGGAUGUUAUUUGGAAAGGAAGAAAGAGUUCAUGUAGUUAUGACUUGAACAAUUUUGUUUUGUUUUUCCAAGUGUUGACCGUCGAAGAAUGUAAAAAUAACGGUAAAUGAGAAAGAAAAUAAAUAAUUUAUUAAAAUGAUGUCAAUUUAUUGUUCAACUA
Molecule: messenger RNA, 2086 nt
Organism: Patiria miniata (bat star)
Lineage: Eukaryota; Metazoa; Echinodermata; Asteroidea; Valvatida; Asterinidae
Product: elongation of very long chain fatty acids protein 6-like
Exons: 2
Coding region: 223-1170 (315 amino acids)
Biological process (GO): fatty acid elongation, monounsaturated fatty acid; fatty acid elongation, saturated fatty acid; very long-chain fatty acid biosynthetic process
Cellular component (GO): endoplasmic reticulum membrane
Molecular function (GO): fatty acid elongase activity
Source: RefSeq, a predicted model, not a curated record